Molecule: messenger RNA, 3267 nt
Organism: Linum tenue
Lineage: Eukaryota; Viridiplantae; Streptophyta; Magnoliopsida; Malpighiales; Linaceae
Source: the annotation of a GenBank genome assembly
CCAACUCAAAUGAAAUGGAAACAACACUAGCAUGUUCACAUUAAAAACUAUAUUUCCUUUUCUGCAGACCAAGGCUUGCGGUGCUACGAAAGUGUCUUAACCUCACAACCCAUUUCAGGACCUCCCCAAAAGCCUGCUGCCUGCCAUCGACAACCCCAUUUUACCCAGACCUCUCUUUCAGCACUCACUGCCACCUUUUUCCUAAAGCAGCAACCACUUUUGCAGUAUUUACAAGGCAGCUGAGAUUGUGGUGUUGAGGAUUAACUGAGAAGUGAAAUACCCAAUCAGCAGAGUCACAAUCUUGUGCAGAACUAGCUGCUGCAGAAGAGAAAGAGAAGUGGUGAUGGGGAGAAGGUUAAACCCUGUACUUAUGAACCCAUUCCAUGAUUUGCUCUUGUUGCUAAUGAUAAUGGUUUCUUCUCUGUCUCUUCUCCCACAUUCAUCAUCACAACUCCAGCUCCAGCCCUCUCAGCUCCAAUCCCUUCUCACAAUCCAGCAGCUUCUCAACUACUACCCUUCCUCCCUAGCCACCACCAAUGCCUCAGACAUCUGCACCUUUGACCCAGCCCCUGCAUCAUCUCUCACCCUACAGUGCUAUGAAGGCAACAUCACCCAGCUCCACUUCAUUGGCAACAUCAGUGAUGAGGGUGGUGGAGUUCCUGCUUCUCCAUUAUUACUGCCGCAAGAUUUCUCAAGCUCCUCUUUCUUUGACUCCCUUGCUGGAAUCUCCACAUUGAAGGUCUUGUCCAUGGUCUCUCUUGGCCUCUGGGGCCCUCUCCCUCCAACCAUUGGCCAGCUCUCUUCACUUGAGAUACUCAACCUCAGCUCAAACUCCCUUUCUGGAGUCCUGCCAAUGGAACUCUCAUCUCUCAAGAAUCUCCAGACGCUCAUCCUUGACCACAACUACUUCACUGGUGCAGUUCCUGGCUGGCUCACUUCACUCACAGCUCUGGCUGUCUUGAGCCUGGACAACAACUCUUUUGGUGGGUUCCUCCCAAAUACUAUGGCAAGCCUUCAGAAUCUUAGGAUUCUCUCGCUGCCAAACAAUCGCCUGUCUGGUGAAGUCCCUGAUCUUCACAACUUGACAAACCUUCAAGUUCUGGACUUGGGAGGGAACAGCCUUGGAUCUCAGUUCCCCAACAUCUCCAACAGGUUGGUCAGUCUUGUCCUUAGAAACAACAGCUUUCAUUCUGGGAUUCCUGCAGAGUUUCUGGCUUCAUCCAACCAGCUUCAGAAGCUGGACAUUUCCUUCAAUGGGUUUGAAGGGCCAAUCUCAGCACCAUUGCUGCUCUCACUCCCUUCAAUCAGCUAUCUGGAUGUUUCCAACAACAAGCUCACAGGGAUGCUCUCUCAGAACAUGUCCUGCAAUGGACAGCUCAGUUAUGUCGACUUGUCCUCAAAUCGUUUGAGUGGUGAACUACCUGCUUGCCUGAAAGCUGUUGGUUCUAGUACCAGAGUUGUGGUGUAUGCAGACAACUGCUUUUCGGGUAAAGAGCAACACCAGCAUCCUUCAUAUAUAUGUCACAAUGAAGCACUUGCAGUGAAAGUCUACCCACGGGAUAAGGCGAAGCAAACGAAAGUUGGUAGCAAGGUGGUAGUUGUUGCAUCAGGUGCCAUGGGAGGGACUAUUGGAGGGAUUGCCAUUAUCAGCCUGGUUUUCCUGUUUGUGAGGAAAGCUAAUCAUAAGAAUGCUGAAAAAGUGGCCCAAACAAGGCUCAUAAUGGAGAAUGUAUCGACUGUGAACACAGUGAAGCUUCUUUCUGAUGCACGAUACAUAUCACAAACAAUGAAGAUGGGAGCCGGUCUUCCAGCCUACAGAACCUUUGCCUUGGAGGAGCUUAAGGAGGCAACAAACGACUUCAACGUCUCGAAUUUACUGAUUGAAGAUACACACAGCCAAGUUUAUAGAGGAAAGCUAACCGAUGGAAGUGAUGUUGCUAUCAAGUGCUUGACACUGAUGAAGAAGCAAAACCAGCAAACGUUUACACAGCAGAUUGAGUUGGCCUCCAAGCUCAGACACGGCCAUUUGGACAUAACCGCUGCUGUUGAACCGAUCCUCAAAGCAGCAGUGAAGCCGAAGGCGCAAACUGCUCAUGGGAUGCUUAUGAUGGCAGUCGUGAAGGAGAUGAUGAACCUGCACUUAUCUCCUCAAAGAGUGUGCAAUCAGCCAAGGGAAGAACACGAUGAGAAGAAACUUAGGGAAUUGACAGGACCAGAGUGUUGUUUGGAUGCUUAUGAUCGGAACAUGUUCACUGGUUGUUGUCACCAACUUACUCUCAAUAUGUUCCUCCCACAGGUUUUCGGUGAUCCAUGGGAUUUAGCAGGAGCUCCACAGAAGAAGCUGACAUGGGUGCAACGGAUAGGGGCGGCCAUUGGAGUUGCUAGAGGGGUUCAGUUCCUACACACAGGAAUUGUGCCUGGGAUGUUUUCAAUCAAUCUGAAAAUCACAGAUGUUCUGAUGGACCACAAUUAUCAUGUCAAAAUCAGUAGCUUCAACCUGCCAACAUUUGAUGGGAGGAAAGGAACAGUGGCUGUAGCAGCUUUUUCAUCAGGACAAAAGCAGAAGUUACAGAACAGGCAAGAAGGCGGCGACAGUAAAGAUGUUGAAGACCUGGGAGUAAUUUUACUUGAGAUAAUAGUUGGAAGGCCCAUCAUGUACAGGAAUGAAGUCAGUGUAUUAAAGGACCUGGUUAGCACAGCAGCUGAUGAUACAGCUCGCAGGAGUAUUGUUGAUCCGGAAGUUCAAAAGGAAUGCUCAAACGAGUCAUUGAGAACAAUUGUAGAGCUAUGCACAAGAUGCCUUUCCGACGAACCGUCAAUGAGACCAUCCAUUGGAGAUGUACUCUGGAACUUGCAGUUUGCAGCACAAGUUCAAGAAUCAUGGAAGGGUGACUGCUGCCUACAGAUACAUCAAGAUUCAACUGCCUCUAGUUCUUCCCAGGCCUAACCAAGGGAUUUGUAUAUGUUCAAAUUUAUUCUUAUUCCAGAUUUAGUUAUGCCUCCAAGAAUAUAGAUACUAUUACAGGAUUUGAGGGAGAUGGUACUUGGUAGGUUGAUCAUGAGCAGUGAAUGGAUAUUGUAUAAGUAAAUCCAGGAGAGAAAUUAAGGCCAUUCUCAAGCUUUAACAAACAGCUGUCUGUGGAAAGAAUUGGGAUCCUGAGAUUGGGGCGGUUGCUACCUAUCAUAGACAGAACCAGCAUGGUUCGCCUUAGCUUGCUAAAUCAGGGAGCUGAAAUCAUUGAAUCAAUCAAAGCAACCUCACAGGCC